This is a messenger RNA of Adineta ricciae, 1122 nucleotides long. Lineage: Eukaryota; Metazoa; Rotifera; Eurotatoria; Adinetida; Adinetidae. The record is from the annotation of a GenBank genome assembly.
AUGAUGUCUCGAGAACGGUCCUCGUCAAUUUCAACCUUUUUCAANAAAUUCAAUAAAUUACCUUCGGAAAAAGAAAUCCAACAACGUGUUGCACGUUCUUCAAUUCUACAAAUUAAUUGUGUGGUCAAACUUACUCAACAGAUGCGAACUGAAGACACACGAUAUCUUCAGUUACUUGAACGACUUCGUCAAGGUCAAUGUAGUUAUGAAGAUUAUGAAUUAUUAUUGACGCGCGUUGUGGGACAGCCAACCGUAUCUCUUCGUGAGCCACCAUGGAAUCAAGCUCGAAUGCUUGUAUUUAGAAAUGAAAUACGAACGCAACUGAACCACAGGUCGGCGAUUCAUAAUGCGAUACAAACAGGUUCCAAUCUAAUGGUAUGUGUUGCUCAGGACUUUUGUAAAGGCAAACCUGUGGAGGAGCCGACACUCCUUAAAAAAUUAUUGGAAUUAUCCGAUAGUAAGACUGAACACUUACCGGGUCUGUUACCGUUAGUUCCUGGAAUGCCAGUUAUUAUAACACAAAAUAUUGGUAUUGAACUCGGAUUAAUUAACGGCAUGAAUGGAAUCUUUAGACAGCUAGUUUAUGAUCUUGACUCAGUGUCAACAGAUAGUAUAUCAAAAACGUUUCCAGCGAACACCCAAUAUGUGCACAAGCCAAUAUAUGCAUUGGUCGAAAUAAGCAAGUCAAAAAUUGAAUGCAAUCUUGAAAAACUUCAACCAAAACUUAUCCCAAUACCAAUAAUGGAACAAACCUUCCAGGUGGACAUUUCGGAUAUUCUUCCGAAAGUUAACAGCAAACCAAAAACGAAUCGAAAGGCAAUGUUAUCGAUUAAACGACGCGCGUUACCUCUUGUACCCGCAUAUUCUAUCACAACUCACAAAAGUCAAGGGCAAACUUUAAACAAAGUUGUCAUUGAUCUGAAAUUACCAAAGGACACAGAUGACAUCGCUGCAGUCUAUGUACCAUUAUCAAGAGUGAAGCGUUUGGAUGAUUUAAUUAUUUUACGACACUUUGAUUACAAAGUCUUACUGAUCAAACCCAGCAAAUCUCAAGUUGCCGAGAUGCAAAGACUGGACAAACUCUACGUGGAAACACAGUUGCGUUUUUCAGAAUGGUUUUGA